Molecule: messenger RNA, 1805 nt
Organism: Onychostruthus taczanowskii (white-rumped snowfinch)
Lineage: Eukaryota; Metazoa; Chordata; Aves; Passeriformes; Passeridae
Product: endonuclease G, mitochondrial-like
Exons: 1
Molecular function (GO): nucleic acid binding; metal ion binding; hydrolase activity
Source: RefSeq, a predicted model, not a curated record
CUGAUAGGUAAAAAUAAUCUUAAAGAGAUGGAAAGAGAGUCGGUCCUCGUAGAGCAACACAAGUUCACCUUAGACCAAAUCAAACAGAGCCAGGCUGUCCUUAAUGACUACAAUGUGACUGGUUUGGACCGUGGCCAUUUGAGCCCCAAUGGCCAUCAGUACAGUAGAGAAAGCAAGACAGCUACCUUCACCCUCACCAACAUAGUCCCCCAGGAUAGCAGCCUCAACAAGGGCCAGUGGAACAUCUACGAGUCUAAAAAGAUGCCCACAAAGACCAAGGGCUGUACAACGACCUACGUAAUUACGGGUGCUGUGCCUGGGAACACCUACAUCGCUGAAGGGAGGGUCAACAGACCCAGCCACAUCUGGUCGGCUGCCUGCUGCGAGGGGGACAAAAAACGCAAAGAUGCUUGGGGGGCCAUCGCUGAGAAUGACAAGAACGAAGUGGAAGAGCUCAGUCUAGGGGAGCUGGAGAAGAGGUUGACCAAGCUCUACGGGGGAAAGGUUACUCUGUUCAACAAUGCCUGUCCCCGGCAAUAAGCUUCACAUCCUCAAUGAAAAAGGCUCAGUGCCUUUUCCUACAUGUCACAGAAUCACAGAAUAGGUUGGUUUUCAUGGGAUCUUAAAGCCUUAAUGAUCAUCUCAUUCUGACCUACUCACCAUGGGCACGGAUGCCGUCCAGUACACCAGGUUAUUCCAAGCACUCCCCAGCCCAGCCUUGAACCCUUCCAGGGAUGGGGCAGUCAGAAUAUCUCUGGGUAACUUCUACUUGUACUGCACCCUCCUCAGGGUAAUUUAAUUCCUUACAAUAUCAUACAUAAGCAGCCCUCCAUCAGUGUGAAACCAUUUCCUCUUGCCCUGUCACUCCAUACCCUUGUCCAAAGACCCUCUCCAGCCCUCUGAGAGAUCCUUGAGGUACUGCACUCUCAGCAGUCUUCUCCAGGCUGAACAUCCCCAGCUCCCACACCCUCUCUCCAGAGCAGACAUGCUCCAGCCCUUGGAGCACCUUCAUGGCCUCCACUGGACUCCACUGCAACAGCUUUGUAUCCUUCUUGUGCUGUGGGCCCCAGAGCUGGAGGCAGCACUGCAGGUGGGGUCUCAGCAGAGCAGAGUAGAGGGGCACAAAUGUCCUGUGCAGAGUCUGUGCUGCUUCCUUCUCUGCUGUGUUCCCAGCUCUGUCCCUCAGGGCACCUCCUCCUCUGCUCAAAGGCACAGAGAUGUGGGCAGAGCCUCCAGCUGCUUUGCUUUGCUGCCCAUCUCAGCAGAGAGCUCUCAGGAACGAGUCCUCUCCUACUUAGUUGUCCCAGGAGUGUGCAGCUGGCUUGUCCCUCACCUACAUAGCAGGGCAGUGGCACCAGGGCACCUCAGGGUGCCCAGAGAUCCUGUCUGGAGAUCUCCAUGCCUGGAGAUACCCAAAUGCCAACAAUACGUGAUUCUGGACAACCUGCUCUAGCUGCCCCUGCUGGAUCCUGGAGUCUGGACUAGAAGGUCCUGAAAAGUCCCUCGAAAACUCCACAAUUCAGUGAUUCUGUGAUCCUGGAACAUAUUUUUGCUUGCUUGCUUUUGAAACUGCACCUUGAGAGCAGCAGCUGUUGUAUCAGACAGGCAGGCUUUGGCAUCAGAUACAUGGAAAGCGUUGAGCAGCCAAAGCUGAAUUCCUGUGAUGCACUCCUUGGACACCUUCAUUCUCUGCUCUGCUUCUGAAGCUUUUCUGCAGAUUUAUGGGAAACUGAUUUGGGGAAAUGUAUUCAAUGGCUGUCAAAGAACAAUGUGUGCCACAUCAUGAAGUUUGCAAGAGCUCACAA